GCAAAAAGGUAUUUGACCUAGAUUAUCCCACCAGUACAAAUACAGCGCCUCUACCUGAAAAUGCGACACUUCAACCUUCAGGGCACCUUUUGCAUUGUUUCCAAGAUGGUUGCAAUCUACAUUUUUCUGAUCUGUUUGGCAUCUGCUCUGGCAAAAGACCCACCCACAUGUUGUGUUCCUAACAGUUGGCAGGCUUAUGUAUUACAAACGGAGAAGCUCAACCUUGAUCCACAGCCCUUCUUUGAAUUCUUCUUUGACUACACCCUGAAGAAGGAAGCCCAGCGGUUCAUAAAGUUAGCCCCAGGGUCUGCCCCUGUUGCCGGCAACAGGACCGUCACCGACCACAACAAAGGUAUGAGAUACUUGAUCUCUCCGGCGGGCGCGUGCACAUCCUUUUCUUACCCGAUACCUAUGGUUUCCCCUUGUAUCCCAGAAUCUGCAACAUAUCUUGGUGAAAGCUACGUUGGCUUGCGUAAUUAUGGCGUUGCCUUCAAUGUCUGGAAAUUUAAAGAACCAAUUACCAAGGCCAACAUUACCAUAGCUGUUACACAAGAUUCUUGUACCCCGAUUCUAGAGGGUAUCAAUGGUCCUAAUGUUAACACGAGCCUGCUCUUCAACUAUUUCUCAAGUCCUGUUUCUGACAAGUCGGUGUUUGACGUGCCAAGUGGCUGUUAGCAGGACCUGCAUGACAACACCUGGUCUGGACUGAUUAAGACUUAAGUACUGCUAAUUCGUAAGAGACAGAUCUGGACCCCGUUGCACGACAUGGUCUUAGCGCUAUGAUUAUAUUAUGCCUUUGUUAGAGAAAGGAAGUUACAAUCAUCUAUCUAAAGAUAGCUUUGUGGAAAGGGCCCUGAGAGUUAUUAUAGAGAAUAUGCUGGAGAUGUUUAUUGUAAUAAUUAGCUGUGGUUGUGAUAGACACAUGAUUUGAAUGUAUGCGUACAAAUUAAUUUAUUUAUCGUAUACACGUGUCAUUGUAAAAAGAAGUAUUGUCAUGAUCAUGAUAAUAAAAUAUUUACUUUA
Molecule: messenger RNA, 1023 nt
Organism: Haliotis rufescens (red abalone)
Lineage: Eukaryota; Metazoa; Mollusca; Gastropoda; Lepetellida; Haliotidae
Exons: 5
Coding region: 61-675 (204 amino acids)
Biological process (GO): cell-matrix adhesion
Cellular component (GO): lysosome; extracellular region
Molecular function (GO): calcium ion binding
Source: RefSeq, a predicted model, not a curated record